ACCAAGGCGGAGGGAGGGAAAGGAGGCCACGGGGCGAUCGCAGAGCCGCGGGUGGGGGGGGGCAAGAAGCGCAGCCCGCAGCCCGGCCUCUAGGCUUUGCGGCCGAGCGGGGCGGGGCGAGCGGCCGAGGCGGGAAAAGCGAAGGCGGCCAUGGCGGCGGAGCAGAUCGAGAUGGAGACGCGGAUGCGCGACGGGCUCCGCAAACUGCUGGCCGUCAGCACCAGCCGGGACCAAGCCCUGCGCGCCGCCAAGGCGCUAGCCCUCUGCAACGGCCGCCUGCGGGCCCUCCGCGCGGAGCUCCAGCGGCGGAGCGAGGCGGCGGCGGCGACGGCGGCGGGACGAGGUUCAGAUUUUGCAGCUAAAGAUCGUGCAGCCUGUAGAGGGAAGGUUGGCAUUUCAGGUCUGCGAAUUCCGUUGAUGUGGAAAAACUCCCAUCAUUUCAACAGCAAAGACAGAACCGAACGUUACUCUGUUUUUUGCUUAUUCAAAAUGGGAGCUCAGGUGUAUGAUUCAGACCUGCUUAUUGUGGAUAAGGCAGCAACGGACAUCUGUUUAGAUAAUGCAACAAUAUUCGAGGGAGCUGGGCCAGACUUCCAGCUGAAGGUGGAGGUGUACAGUUGCUGCUGUGGGGAAGAUCCCUUGACCCUCACCAACACCCCGAGGAAGCUGGUGAAGAAAUUGAAGACCUCCCUGGGAAAAAGCGCCGGGAAGAAAUUCAGCUCUGCUUUGGACCAGAGUGAUGUUGAGACUCUCCUGCUCACUGAAACAGCCACACAUGGUGUGAAAUACAGCUUGCUGGCCUCUGCCUCCCUGAGCUUGGAGAACGCCAAAGAUGGCUUCAACGCCCACAGCCUUACACUCCUGGGAAACGAAGAUUCUCCUUCUUGGCUUCCACUGUAUGGCACCAUGUGCUGCCGCCUGGUUGCUCAGCCGGACUGCAUGACCCAAGAUGCCAUGACCGGAUUUCUUAAUGUACAGCCAUCGGGGGGCAUCUCGGGGCAGACCUGGAGGCGGCGAUACUGUGUGCUGAGAGGGGGCCAGCUGCUCUGCUUCUCUGCCCCCGAAGAAAGAGAGGCCAACGCGGAGCCGGCCUUGUCCGUUCCUAUCAACCGGGAAACUCACAUUCGUCCUGUGGAUAAAGAGGCUGGGGAAAAGGCCAACGUUUUCUCCGUGAUCAACCCUGAGCCUGGUGAGGACGCAGCUUGGAUUUUCCAAGCAGAAAGCUGGGAGGAUCUUUCCAAGUGGAUGGAAGCAUUCUCACAGCACUUUUUUGAUUUCAGCCAGUGGAAGCACUGCUGUGAAGAGUUCAUGAGGAUGGAGACGGGGUCCCCUCAAAAGCCCCCCCUGUUCUUGGCCAAAGAAGCCACUUCGGUUUACCAAGAGCUGAGCAUUGAUUCACCAGUGAAGCCUGACCCUUUAGUUGCCACGGCUCAGCAUGAGGAGGAGGCAAGCUUGUUCGUUGGCCCGGAUGAGGCGGACGUGUCCGGUGGUUCUUCUCUGAAGCGGAGUGAGAGCAGCCCGCGAAGAAGCUGCGACUCCGAGGGGACAAGCAAAGGAAGGGAGCCCCCUUCCAGGCCCUGAUCUGGCUCUCCAGAGCCCUGCUGCACGCUGGCACAGCUCCUGCGGCCCCCCUUCCCUCCCUCCCCCUCUCUCUUUCCCUCUGCCCCCUCUUCUCCCCCUCCUUCCAUCUUUCCCUCUGUCCGUCCCUCUCUCCCUCUCUCCCCCUCUUUUUAGUGAAGAUACGAAUUGGCCACAUCCUUAAGCCCAGGAAAUACUGCAAGGGCUCAAGCGAUUCUCCUCUCCAGAACCUUUUUUAUAUAACCUUUUAAAACAAAGCCAUUUUUAACUCAUCUGUUGGGGCAGCCUCAGUUUUCAAAGGACUCCUGCAGAGCUGAUCAGGGGCCCCAGAUGUUGGGGUUGAGCUCAUCUGGCAAAUGUAUAUCUAUUUGCACAGUUUCAUCUUCUGAUCCAUUAUCUAAAACAGGGGUCUCCAACCUUGGUCCCUUUAAGAUUUGAGGACUUCAACUCCCAGAGUUCCUCAGCCAGC
Messenger RNA from Ahaetulla prasina, 2047 nucleotides. It is a transcript of the gene RTKN2, whose product is annotated as rhotekin 2. Gene Ontology annotation, biological process: hemopoiesis; positive regulation of cell population proliferation. NCBI's taxonomy places the organism in Eukaryota, Metazoa, Chordata, Lepidosauria, Squamata, Colubridae. The transcript is spliced from 12 exons. The record is from RefSeq and is a predicted model, not a curated record. Bases 151 to 1581 code for a protein of 476 amino acids.